AUGGGUCUCAUCGAUAAGCUACAAGCCAAAGAGCAAUGCGAUAUUGGAUUGUUUGGAAAGAUCACUAAUAUCGAAGCAGAACUUGAGAUCUACCGUCUCGAACAGCGCUACGCACGCCGCAAGCACCGCAGCACCUUCUCCGCCGGUGCCCAAUACGUCGACGGCGAAUAUGUCUACUCGAAUGGCGCAACCUCGCCGACCAGCACCGUCUCUAAGCACUCCACCGGUAGCUGGCGCCCAUCAGGAUGGGGCAGCCAGUCAUCGCGAUAG
Molecule: messenger RNA, 270 nt
Organism: Penicillium robsamsonii
Lineage: Eukaryota; Fungi; Ascomycota; Eurotiomycetes; Eurotiales; Aspergillaceae
Exons: 2
Coding region: 1-270 (89 amino acids)
Source: RefSeq, a predicted model, not a curated record